Molecule: messenger RNA, 3248 nt
Organism: Cherax quadricarinatus
Lineage: Eukaryota; Metazoa; Arthropoda; Malacostraca; Decapoda; Parastacidae
Product: UPF0598 protein CG30010
Source: RefSeq, a predicted model, not a curated record
GUUCACCUGGCACCUCCAGAUGUCCCAACCCUUAAACUCCAACAAUAACAAUAACAAUGAGUGGAGGUUUUACUCGCUGGCUUCUUGUUUCUCAAUCCAGGUUGUCCCAGCCACCAGCUGCAUGGUGGCAUCAGGCAGCAAGCAGAUGGUACACAAAUGUGCACAAAACAGAAUACCUCCAGGGACAGUCACCCGAACCACGAGUGAGGGAAUAUUUCUAUUAUGUUGACCAUCAAGGAAUGCUUUUUUUGGAUGAUGCAAAAAUCAAGAAUUUCACAUCCUGCUUUAAAGAUAAGAAGUUCCUUCAGUUUUUCUUCAGUCGACUUCGCUUCAAUGAAACAAAUAAAUAUCCAGAGUUUCCAUUUUUAUCUCUAUGUGGUCGUGAGAGGAAUUACUUAAGGUGUGAUGAUCUGCCACUGGUUUUCACAAAUUUGGUAAUGAAAGACAUUCCUUUGGGACUAGAAGAGCACCUUGCAUAUAACAAUGCAGGAGAAGCAAUGAGUCAUCAGUUCCAACCAUCAGAAUUGUGUAUGCAAGUGGAGACAGGACGAGUGUACCACCCAGCUCCUGAACAUGUUGGAGGUGUGGGUCUAGUCAGAUCCCAGUUAUCUAUCCAGCUAUCUGCACACUUUAUAUUUAAGAACAGUGAGCAACAACCUCCUACCCACAUAAGCUGGAAGGGUAGGCAAGUAGAGUUGUCUCAGAAUUUAGUACCAGUGUUGCAAAAUUUAGAGCAAGUUAGGCAUUAUAGUUUAGGGCUUAUGAAUGAUGAAACCUAAUUUGUGUGUAACUCUCUAAAUUUUUAAUAAUUUUAAUUGUACAUAUGCAUAUAUAAAAUUAAAAUUUUUGCUGUCUGGCCCUGGAGGCCCAGUUGAGAUAUCACACCUAUUUCCUACCUAACAUCUACCUUUCCUGGCCCUGGUAUGGCUCUGAGUGAAUAUUUAAAUUUUUUUUUGAGUUUUUUAAGCAUUUUCCAUUAAAUUUAUAUAAGGUUUAAAAUCAUUAAUUUAUAGUCAGAAACUGCUUAAGUUUUGCUCUGUUGUUGCUGUGCACAGAUUCCCACUGAAGUAUUUGGGCUUACCCAGAUCUGAUUAAGAUUUGUCACUAUGUCAACACUUAACCUUCUAGCUGGAAAUGUGUCUGUUUCUGCCUGUUGUCAUUAGCCUCAUGAUCAUACUGGCCUCUCUCCACAUUCCAGAGUUUGUUAGCUAGUUGUUCUCAGCCAUUACAAUAGCAGCUGGGGUGCAUAUUGGGUUGGGAUCAUCUCGAUGCCUUGCUGGGCUCACCUCGUUUCUUGUUUUUGCUGAUAGGGUAGAUCUUAUUGUCUUUUAUUUUUCCAUCUGAGAGCUCCUCACUGACCAUGACUUCAGGUGGGGGUUGGACUUUUAUUAUGGAGUUUUAUUCUCCUGUCUUCUUCAGCCCAUCUUAUAUUCUGUGGAUUCUACUUCAGUGUGGUCAAAGUUUUUUCCCUGGCUGUAGCCUAACUUCUACUAUAGUGGACCCCAAUUUACUCAUCUCCAGAUAUUUGGCCUUCAACCACUAUUACUAUGAAAUUAGCUGGAGGUUCUCAAGGCCACCCUACAGCUAGGGGGAUCUCAUCUGCAUUUUGGUUAUGUUCAUGGUUGUGCUUCCAUGUUUUUCAACAUGUCCUUCUGGAAGGCCUUCCAGGGCUUUCUAUAUUACCCUUUACAAUGGUUCCCAACUGCAUUAAGGCUUACCUUUACCUUCAUACCUUUAAUGGGUUUCAAGAGUCAACCAGGCUGUUCCUACUGGUGGCCCACUGAUCCCCAUAUCCAUCACAGCCUGGUUAAUCCAGUACUUAGAGGUACCUGCCUGUCCAGCCUUCUACACCAAGCCUGUAUGUCAGGCUUGAGCACUCAGCCAGGUUAACACACUUUGUGCAUUUCACCGGUCUAAUGGAUUCAGCAUUCAUUAACAAGGGUCCCAACAUCACUCUUACCCCCAGUGUAGAUUUCCUCCAUAAGAACAGGUAUGUGAACAACUCCCAAUACCUUACUGUUGAUAUCAGGGUACAGUGCAGCCUGGGUGGCUCUGUCCUCUAUUCAGUGAGGGCCUAAAUGACUUCCCUCUCAGUGACAUGAUGAGAAGACUCAUACCCACCUGGCCCCUUCAUUGAUCUAUUUUCAUAUCUCACAGCUCAUGCUCUCCUCUCUGUAAGGGUUCACUGCUUCAGGCAAGCAUUCACCCCACAUCCAAGUGUGUUACACCAGGGUUGUGGCAUGCUUUUUUAACUCGGUUGUCCUGUGUUCCUCGGCUUUUCUCCAAAAAUGGUUUGAAACUUACCUCAGGCACUAUACUCGCCAGACUACAACCUAUCUGGGGGUUUCCCUCCCUGACAUUUAUACUUCCUCCGUGUAAGGUCUCUUUUCUUGUUUUCCCCAUGUUUCCCCAAAAAUUAUCUUAGAUGCUUGCCUCUUACUCCCUACACAUCCACUGUCACUUCACUAGAACUAGGACUCCCUAUGGGUUGCUGGUUAUUGUCUGGGUCCAUUGAGGGGGUUUGAGUGUAUGCUUAGCAAGGUCCCAUAUAUUCUCCUAACCAUUACAGAAUUUAGUUGCUAGGGUUCUUGCUUAUGGUCUUAGGCCUCUCCUGUACAUCAGUCUGGCAUGGUUGGGUCUAUAUACAUUUGUAUGUCUAGAUAUGUUCUUGGUAGUAGGUUGGUAGACAGCAACCACCCAGGGAGGUACUGCCAUCCUGCCAAGUGAGUGUAAAAAGAAAACCUGUAAUUGUUUUACAUGAUGGUAGGAUUGCUGGUGUCCAUUUUUCUGUCUCAAGAACAUGCAAGGUUUCAGGUACAUCUUGCUACUUCUACUUACACUUAGGUCACACUACACAUACAUGUACAAGCAUAUGUACAUACACACCCCUCUGGGUUUUCUUCUAUUUUCUUACUAGUUCUUGUUUAUUUCCUCUUAUCUCCAUGGGGAAGUGAAACAGAAUUCUUCCUCCGUAAACUAUGCGUGUUGUAAGAGGUGACUAAAAUGCCAGGAGCAAUGGGCUAGUAACCCCUUCUCCUGUAUAAAUUACUAAAUUUAAAAAAAGAGACUUCGGUUUUUCUUUUUGGGCCACCCUGCCUUGGUGGGAUACGGCCGGUUUGUUGAAAGAAGUCUAGAUAUGUAGAGCAUCUUGUGCAAUUGAAGGGGGAAUGACUCGACUCUCAUGAUUAGAUCAGUCUUCAGUGGGUUUUACACUUAUGUUCGUGUGAUGGAUCUUUGUUUAUGUUUAC